This is a messenger RNA of Tachysurus vachellii, 2949 nucleotides long. RefSeq names its product porcupine O-acyltransferase (gene porcn). NCBI's taxonomy places the organism in Eukaryota, Metazoa, Chordata, Actinopteri, Siluriformes, Bagridae. Gene Ontology annotation, cellular component: membrane; endoplasmic reticulum. Gene Ontology annotation, molecular function: Wnt-protein binding; palmitoleoyltransferase activity. Gene Ontology annotation, biological process: canonical Wnt signaling pathway; protein palmitoylation; Wnt protein secretion. The record is from RefSeq and is a predicted model, not a curated record. The coding region runs from base 308 to 1699 and encodes 463 amino acids. The transcript is spliced from 16 exons.
AAAUCUGGCACAUCAGGAAAAGAGUAUCAUCAGGACCAUAAACUGUAGGCUGUAUAAUUAAUUAAACUAACCGAAACAGGACUGGAAUUCCUGCAUUACUUCGACCAAACUAUACUGAGCGAUACAUCUGGCUCUGUGCACCCAGAACAGCUCCGUGCACCCAGAACAGUUCUGUGCACCCAGAACAGCUCUGUGCACCCAAAACAGCUCUGACCAUUUGAGGCCUGGACUACACAAGACCUCUGAACGUGUGCAUCUGGCACCAAGACUUUAGCAGCAUAUACUUUAAGUCCACUGAAGGACAGCCAUGGGGGCUCUCAGCCGGCAGCAAUUCUUUCAGGAGCUUCCUUUGGGCUGUUUGCUUCCAACUGCUCAACAGGGUGUGCUGCAAGUGUGGCAGCUGCUGCUCAUGUGUUUAGCAUGCAGACUUCUGUGGAGAAUUGGUCACCUGCCUGGAUACUUAAAGCACCUCAGCACAAUUGCAUGUGGAUUUUACACCCUCUACAUGUUCUUUGGGUUGCACAUGGUGUGGGUAGUGCUGCUCAGUCUUCUCUGCUACCUCAUCCUCUUCUUGUGCCGCCACUCCAGCACUUGUGGCCCUUUCCUUUCUAUCACAGUCCUCAUCUACCUCCUGUUGGGAGAGCUGCAUAUGAUGGACACAAACAGCUGGCACAAAAUGAGAGGUUCUCAGAUAGUAGUUGCUAUGAAAGCGAUCUCUCUUGCCUUUGACUUGGACAAAGGCACAGUGGAAAAUGUCCCCUCUCCAAUGGAGUUUAUGGGCUAUAUUUACUUUGUGGGCACUGUCAUAUUUGGACCCUGGAUCAGCUUCAGCAGCUACAGGGAGGCAGUAGAAGGCAAAGAGCUUAGUGUCUCCUGGUUGGUGAAGGUAAUCAGCAGCUGGAUCAAGAGCCAGUUGUGCCUGGUGAUCUCCAACUGUGUAGCUCCUUAUCUCUUUCCCUACUUCAUCCCUGUCUUUGGGGACAAACUACUAAAAACUAACAAGAGGCGAAAGAACAGAGGAUUUAUUGCAAGGUGGCUGAUGGGCUAUGAACACAGCAUGGGCUUCCAUUUUAGUAACUAUUUUGUAAGCUAUUUGAGUGAAACCACAACCACACUGUCAGGUGCAGGCUUCACAGAAGAGAAGGACCAUCUCAAGUGGGACCUUAAAAUGGUUAACCCACUAAAUGUUGAGCUUCCCAGGUCUAUGUCAGAGGCUGUUAUUUCCUGGAACCGCCCCAUGUCUCAGUGGCUCAAUAUUUAUGUAUUCAAGAAGGCUUUCAAAUUCGGGACAUUUCAGGCCAUCCUCAUUACUUACACAACCAGCACUUUGCUGCAUGGAUUAAGCUUUCAUAUUGUAGCUGUGUUAUUCACCCUCGCCUUCAUGACAUAUAUUGAGUAUGAGUUAAGGAAAAGACUGUCCAUCAUCUUUAAUGCAUGUGUCCUUUCUAAGAGAUGUCCUUCAGACUGCAAACACCAAAACAAGAAGGCACUUUGGGUUUAUCUUAUCAAUGGAGUGUUUAGUGCACUAGCGGUGCUGCACCUUACCUACCUGGCAUCGGUCUUUGGCUCCAGCGCUGAUAAUAUAGACUCAGAUGAGGAUGGUAUGUCCAUUCAGACUAUGCAUAAAUGGAAUGAACUGAGCUGGACAAGUCACUGGCUGACCUUUGGCCUUUGGGUUGUAUACCGCAUUAUUAUGUAAACGCAGACCAAGAAAUUAGAUGGACAAGGGGCAAAUAUAAAACCUGGAAGCCAAGCUCCUUAUGACUUCACUGUGAAUUCCUCAUGCACUGCAGUGCUAGAGAACGAAACCUCGAACAAAACUGGAUUUUAUCUGGUCAUGAUUACAACUAGAAUCUGGAUGCUGUGGCACACGAGCAACUGUCUCUGUGGCCUCUUUACACGUUUAAAGGACCCAUCAUUCUUCCAAGAGCAAGCAGCAAGACUUAGAAGCUGCUUUCAUUCAUUUUAUGGACAUGCAAUAUUACAUGUUUAUUGUUAUAGUACAUAUAAUCCUACGUGAAUCAAUGAUAUAAACAUGACUUUAGUCAUAGGACACUGUAUUGCACAUACACUUUUUAAAAGUAUUCUCAUUUAAACUUUACAUUUACUUUACACCAAAUAAGGAAAAAAAGGUAUUUUUUUUUAAACAGUGCUUGGUUAGUUGAUAGAAAAAAAUAUUACCACUGAUUUACACUCUUCGUUAAGUGGAAUAAUAUAAUUACAGCAAGCAUUUUGGAGCACUAAAUCCUCUGAUCAAUUUGGCUGGCUUUGUUAUUGUUUAGGGUCAAAGGCAAAGUCUAUUAAAAAGAAAUAGGUGUAAGUAUUGAGUUAAAAAGGAUUGGUUUGAAUUUUAGUCCACGGUUUGAAUAGCUUAAACAACUGGUGCAUUAGUGCAAAACUGAUUUCAGUAAAAGGGUAAUACCAAAAAAAAACAAAAUAAACAUGAAACAUGCAAUAACUGAAACCCAAAGCUAAGCACACAUAGUAUUAUCUAGACUUAGUUGCCAAUUUAUUCAGCUUAAGAGAAUAUGAGAAUUUUUUUAAUCUAUUUGGAAUCAGGUUUAGUGUUUAGGGAGAGACGUCAAACACAAAUAUCUUACAAAAAUAACCACAACACAUAAUCACACUGAAUUUCACACACAAGUUUAACAGUCUGUAUUUGACCAUUUAAAUAGUGUUUUAUUUAUUUAUUAAUGUGACCAUGAUCGUGCAGAUUCUAUUUUGUAUUUCAUAACACUAUUGUGAAAUAAUAUAGAUGUUGGACUGUUUACAGGAUUUAAUUAUAAAUAUUUAAAUAUUUAGUGAGUGCAAAGUUAUUGCAGAUCUUAUCUGAUUUCUCACUGUUAUUCCUCCGUCUUGUGUAAUACUUUUAUCUUGUCCAUUUUAACACACUUUGUUAUUGGUAUUUGUUCUUUUUUUAUUAUUAUUAUCUUUGUUGCAUAACUGUAG